This is a messenger RNA of Microsporum canis CBS 113480, 2031 nucleotides long. RefSeq names its product zinc finger protein. Lineage: Eukaryota; Fungi; Ascomycota; Eurotiomycetes; Onygenales; Arthrodermataceae. The transcript is spliced from 3 exons. Bases 1 to 2031 code for a protein of 676 amino acids. The record is from RefSeq and is a predicted model, not a curated record.
AUGGUGUCGACUGCGAUGCCCUCGUUCCUCCCGGUGAACAACUCUCUGUCUAUGCCUCUGGCGGACCAGCAGAAGAAGGAGCGCUCGCCCGCAACACCUACGCCUUCGUCCGCGCCGGGGAUCAAGAGACAGUCGAACGGACAGGCACUCGCUAGCCAGACUCAUUCUCCCACCGUCACAUCAAACGGUAUAUCAAAAACAGACCUCAGCUCGAACCGUGGAACGAACAAUGUAACCGUUACCGAACAACAUCAACAGCCACCACACUCUCAUACAGCGUACACGCAAUCACAUACCAUGUCGGGAUCCUCGUCAACACCUAAUCGCGGCGCUGCCGUCAGUCGCGAGGGCUCCUCGACCCAUUCCUCCGCCUUCGAUGAGCUACAGCACCCCGACUCGGACGGAGAGCACUAUCCGUCCGACAACGAGGUAGAGAUGGGUGGCACCGGAAAUGCCGGACCUUCAGGCACUGGCCCUGCAGGUACUUCAGGGGCCGGGGGGGCCGCAACAACAACCUCGACUGCUCCCGCUGGGCCACCGUCAAAGAAGAAGAAAGGCCAGCGUUUCUACUGUACAGACUUUCCGCCCUGCAACCUCAACUUUACUAGAAAAAACACACCGGGGAACGCCCGUUUCAGUGUCAUUGUUCACGCCGGUUCUCCCGUCUCGACAAUCUACGCCAGCAUGCUCAGACUGUACAUGUUAAUGAAAACAUACCCGGUGAUUCCCUCGCGGCCACCGGAACCCGCUUCCAGCGCCAGAUACGGACCGAUCGGCUUUCCUCCUACGCAUCAAGAGUUACGGCGCAGACCGCCACCGUUGAUGAUGGCUGGAUCCGGCCCUGAUCCCGCCCGCGGCCGGCUAUCACUCUCUCUGGAGACGAUGGGUGAACCUCCCAAGACACCCCCAAAUCAGUCUGUUUCCGGACCCAUCUUUACUCCUUCAUCAGCUACAUACGACCAAUCGAGUCCAUACUAUGCCUCCCCUAGCUCAGCAUACGGUUCGUCAUAUUGGCCAGACCGCACCUUUGGUCGUCGUCUGUCAGUCCCAACAGGUACCCGACCGUUUGACUCGCAUUCGAAUUACCCCAGCCAGUCACCGUUUAUUCGUAUGACCCAUCCGCCACACCCAGGCCCGUCAAUAGCACCUGCUCCGGCUCCCGUAUUGGCCCCCGCACCAACAGAAGGCCCCCCAUAUGCAUCCGUAACACCAACCAGCUCCAUUGAUUCGGGGUUUGAAGCCGAUCCCCGGCGAAGAACUUGGCAUCCUUCAUCAUAUACUGGAUUUGCACGCCCUGCCCCGGCUACCAGUAGCCUAUGGUUCCAGCAAUCUGCUGAUCCACCAAGCGUAACCGCGGGUGUGAAUGUACCACCAAUAUCUUCGCCUUCUCAGCAGACAACCACUCGUCUACCAGGCAUCGAGUCUUUCGACCAAGUUCCGCCACGCCGGGACCUUGACCGUGAUCGAGACACCAGCCCUAUGACCCUCGACCGCCGCCACUACCAACCCCAGCCAUACUCGCAGCCGCCACCGCCGCCGUCACACAUAAUAAGUAGCUCGUCCUUCGCGCCUACAUUCAACGCCACGCCGCGGCCAGCUCCGCCAUUCUCCGGUGCUGAACAUCGGCGCGGCCAGCUAUCACUCGACACUACUUUACAGCGAACGUUAACCAGGCUAGACUUACAUGGCAAUGGAAGCUCCAGUGGCAGUGCCAAAGACGCAGCAAGCUGGAGCCAAGCUACUCUUGGUGAAUUACAAAGUAUUGGCUCACGACCGUCAACAGGAGCAGGUACAGGCCCUCUAAGAGAAGAGGCUGAGCAUGAAGAGGAUAUGGCGGGAGAUGACGGGCCGGGACCAGAUGUUCCUACCGAAAUGCCAACCACACAGUCGCAGCCAGCGCAGUAUGAGACGAGUGCAACAGAACAGCAGCGAAUGGCUGGAGGCAGUGGCGGCAGUAGCAGUGAUGGACUAGGCCGUCUCGAAGCAUUGGUUGCUGUCGCUACAAGUGAGAAUAAGAAAACCAACUUGUAA